AUGGCCUCCUCCGGUGACCGCAGCCAGCUGGCCGGCAACCAGUCUUGCUACACGCUUCUCUCCUACGACCCGGGCUACGGGUCGCUGGCGAGCGAGGCACCCACCAUCAACGACUUCAAGAAGAUGCUCGAGACCGGUGACGAUGUCAGCCGCACGGCGGCCAUGAAGCGUCUGCUGAGCACCAUGAUGGCUGGCGACCUGAUGCCGGACCUGCUCAUGCAUGUCAUUCGCUUCGUCAUGCCGACCAAGGACAAGCACCUGAAGAAGCUCCUGCUGCUGUACUAUGAGAUCGUGCCCAAGCGCACCCCCUCCGGCACCCUGAAGCAGGAGUUCAUCCUGGUCUGCAACGCGCUGCGCAAUGACCUGCAGCACCCGAACGAGUAUGUCCGUGGGUCUACCCUGCGCUUCUUGUGCAAGCUCCGCGAGGCAGACAUCAUUGUUCCCCUCAUCGACCCGAUCCGUGGGUGCCUGGAGCACCGGAUGAGCUACGUCCGCAAGAACGCCGUCCUGGCCCUGCACUCAAUCUUUAAGUUCGACUCGACCCUGGUGCCGGAUGCGCCGGAGUUGAUUGCCAAGUUCAUCCGCACCGAGACCGAUGCCACCACCCGGAAGAACGCCUUCUACCUGCUGAUCAACUGCGACCAGCCGCUGGCCAUCGACUACCUGCGGUCCAUCAUCGAGCAUGUCCUCACCUUCGAUGAGUCCUUCCAGCUGGCCGUCAUCGAGCUCAUCCGCAAGUAUUGCCACUCCAAUCCUUCGGAGCGUGCCGUCUUUGUCAAGGUCAUCUUUGCGCUGCUGGAGUCCCAGUCGCACACUGUCAAGUAUGAGAGCGCGACCACGCUCAUGUCGAUCACCCGCGCUCCGGCCGCUGUCAAGGCCGCUGCCUCUGCCUACAUCGACCUGGUGAUGAAGGACUCCGACAACAAUGUCAAGCUGAUUGUCCUCAACCGUGUGGAGGAGCUCCAGCGCCGCCAUCCGCACCUUCUGGACGACCUGGUCCUGGACCUGCUGAAGAUCCUCAACAGCCCGGACUUGGAGGUCCGCCUGCGCGUGCUGGAUCUGGCCAUCACCAUGGUCCCGCUGCGCCAUGUCACCGAGGCGGUGGUCCUGCUGCGGAAGGAGCUUUCUCGGACCAGCUCGGCCCCGGAGAACGACGAGUCGUCCAUCAUCUACCGCCAGGCCCUGGUGAAGGUGAUUCACUCGUGCGCGGUGCGCUUCCCGGAGACCGUGCUCUCAUCCUCGCUGCAGCUUCUGAUGGAUCUCAUCGGCGAGUCGCGCGGCGACACCGCCAUUGAUGUUGUGAACUUUGUUCGCCUGGCCGCCGAACGCAACGUCAGCAUUCGCGAUGCCGUCACCCAGCGCCUGAUUGCCCAGCUGCCGGAGAUCCGCCUGUCGCGCGUGUUCCAGGGGGUCCUCUGGGUUCUGAGCGAGUUUGCCCCGGUCGAGCGCCUGCCGGAGCUGUUCGAGGCCCUCGAGCGCUCGCUUGGCCCCUUCCCGCUGGAGGCCCCCGUCGAGGAGGCCGGUAACCAGGAGGACAACACCGAUUUCGAGGACAACCGGUCGGUGUCCUCGGGCUCCGCGUCGUCGGCUGUGUCGGCCUCCACCGCGUCCGGCCUCGGCCGCGGGACCUCCUCCUCGGCCACCGGCAAUUCGGCCCGGAACAAGGUGACCGGCAGCUCGGUCGUCGCUGGCGGGUACUAUUGCGUGGCGCUGAACGUGCCGGCGGGUGUGCUGUGUGAUACCCCGCUCCGGUCGUUCCUGCUCUACGGCGACCCGUACCUGGCCAGUGCUCUUGGUGCGGCCGUGACCAAGAUUUGCCUGCGCCUGCGGGCGGCCCUCUCGGAUGGCCCGACGCACGCGGACCUGAAUGAGGGCCUGGCCGGGAUCCAGUCCGGCGAGGGCAGCCACCUGUACCAGCACCUGAUUUUGGACGCCGAUGCGUAUGAGCGUCUGUCUGGCUGCGCUCGGCUGCUGACCGAGCCCAAUGCCCUGGCCGAGCAGGCCUUCCUCUCCAGCCGGCCGGCUUUCUCCACCUUCCUGGCCGAGCAGCAUCGUGCCCAGAAGUCCACGGCCAGCGAGCAGUCCGAUGCCCGGGCCGACCAUCCGGAAACCCGGCUGUCCCUGCGCCAGCUGCAGAGCCGCAAGACCGUGGAGAAUGCCGAAGAUCAGUAUGAGACCGAUCUCAACCGGGCCAUCGGUGCCGACGACGCGGCCGCCCAGGAGCUGGUUUCCAACCUCAGCCGCGUGGUCCAGCUGACUGGCCACUCGGACCCCCUCUACGCCGAGGCGUAUGUCCAUGUCAACCAGUAUGAUAUCCUGCUCGACAUUCUGGUGGUCAAUCAGACCAGCAGCACCCUUCAAAAUGUCACCAUCGAGCUGGCCACCCUUGGCGACUUGAAGCUGGCCGAGCGCCCGGCGUCCCAUGUCCUGGCGCCGCACGACUUCUGCAACAUGACCGCCCACAUCAAGGUGUCCUCCACCGAGGCCGGGGUCAUCUUCGGCAACAUCUCCUACGAUUCGUCCUCUGCCUCGGAGGCUUCGCGCGUGGUGGUCCUGCACGAGAUUCGCAUCGAUGUCAUGGACUACAUCCAGCCGAUUCAGAUCCCCGAGUCGCAGUUCCGCCGGAUGUGGACCGAGUUCGAGUGGGAGAACAAGAUCCCCGUCAUGACGGACAUUACCGACCUCCACGACUACCUGAACCAGCUGGUCAAGUCGACCAACAUGAAGUGCCUCACCCCGGCGGCCGCCACCGCCGGCGAGUGCGACUUCUUGGCAGCCAACCUGUAUGCGCGGUCCAUCUUCGGCGAGGAUUGCCUGGCCAAUGUCAGCCUCGAGCGAACCAGCGCGGCGGCCCCGCUGGCUGCCGGGCUGGGCUCCGGCUCGCCGGUCCUCGGCCCCAUUGGUGGUCCCGCCACCGGUGGCAGCGCCAUGAAGAUUGUCGGCCACAUUCGCAUUCGCGCCAAGACCCAGGGCAUCGCCAUCAGUCUGGGUGACAAGAUCCUCAUGUCUCAGAAGUCGGCCAGCGCCGCCGGCGGGAAUAAGCCCACCCGGCCGCCGCCCGGCUCGGCUGGCCGGAGCAAGCUCGGCUCGCCGAAGCUGGCUGCGCUGACUUCCUCCGCCGAGGGCAGUGCCUCCAGCGGAAGCCCGAUUGUCGUGUGA
This is a messenger RNA of Fonticula alba, 3159 nucleotides long. RefSeq lists its product as hypothetical. Gene Ontology annotation, biological process: intra-Golgi vesicle-mediated transport; endoplasmic reticulum to Golgi vesicle-mediated transport; intracellular protein transport. The coding region runs from base 1 to 3159 and encodes 1052 amino acids. Lineage: Eukaryota; Rotosphaerida; Fonticulaceae. The record is from RefSeq and is a predicted model, not a curated record. Gene Ontology annotation, molecular function: structural molecule activity. The transcript has 11 exons. Gene Ontology annotation, cellular component: cytoplasm; COPI vesicle coat.